Molecule: messenger RNA, 2498 nt
Organism: Purpureocillium takamizusanense
Lineage: Eukaryota; Fungi; Ascomycota; Sordariomycetes; Hypocreales; Ophiocordycipitaceae
Exons: 2
Coding region: 354-2162 (602 amino acids)
Biological process (GO): meiotic chromosome segregation
Cellular component (GO): chromosome, centromeric region; nucleus
Source: RefSeq, a predicted model, not a curated record
CACUCCAACUCAUGCGGGUCGAGUCGCGCCUUGAGCCUUGCAUCGUCGUCACCUCACGCUCCCUCCCGUGGCUACAGACCAUCAAUACUUGACCACAGCACGCGGCGAUAGCAGGCAUCCACCUCACAGGAUGAGCUAUGGCUAGACUUAACGAACCCCCCGUGUCUUCGGACAGCAUCGAGACGCGUAUGUUUCCCCUCCCUCUGCGCUACGCGAACCCUUCGCGGACGGAGCUCUUCUGACCCUAUUGCCGGCCAGUUCGCAAGAAGUUCCUCCGCCAAAAUAGAGACCUUGCCAAGUCGAACAACAUCCGCGCGCUGCGCAUCCGCGAGCUCGAAAACGAAUGUGCAUGCAUGCUCUCCGAGAACCUCGAGCUCCGUGGACGGAUCCUUGAGCUCGAAAAGCAAGUCGAAGACAAUGACUCCCGCCGGAUAGCCGACCACGCGUUGGCAAUCAAGAAUAAGCUAGAGUCGCAGCUCACAGAAUGGGGAACUCUCUUGGCAGGCCUCGGCCUCGAGCCGCCUAUGAAGAAGCACUCGCCGCGCGUGAGGAAGUCGGUCAGACCCCGCAUGAGCUUUAGUGCGAGUCGGCCCAGUCCAUCGCAAAGAAGACUCCGUGAAGUCGCCCGGGAUAUAGAGGAGCUGGGACACAUUGCAGAAGCCAAGUCCUACCCCCGCAAGUCCAUGAACCAUGAACAAAUCCUCGCCCUUCAGUCAGAGGCCGAAGAAGCCGACACGACAGACUCCCCCGAACUUGGGCCGCCGCCGAGGUCUCAAUUCAUUGAUCGAGACCCCGUCAAGGUCGACUCUCCUAGUCGCGCUAUUCCAGCAAGAGCGCCAGAGGCCGGCGCUAAGGACAAUGCUGAAUCUGCACAACCGAAAUUGAUUCAAUCACCAAAGGUAAACGAGGCCCACCGUCCAUGCGUGGCUUCACCAGAGAAGAAAAUUGAGCCCACCAUUCCGCCGCAACUCCGGUCACUGGCCAGUGAAACCACCGCGUCCGUACCCAUUAAGGCUGGAUCGAAGCGCAAGUUCACCGCACAAGAAGAUGCCGAAAACAUGCCACUCCAGCGGGUCAGCGACGAAAACCGCCCUUUCCGAACUGGGCCGGAGAAGCAGUCCAUUCGAGACAAGGCUGGAGGUGGCAAGACGCUAAAAGAGCUCGCCAACAUCAGAAAGGAAGCUCGUGAGAGGCUUGCUGUCGACAAUACCACACGUAAACCGCUGUCAGCGAAGAACACCAAUGACGACAUCAGUUCGCCGAAGAAGUCGAAAAAGUCAACCGAUGAGGUCGCGGAAGCCAAAGCAGACCUAGCCAAGCCCAAGGUGUCGAGAGAACGCUCCAAGGCGAAGACAAAGAGUGCCGCCCUGGCCAAGGUGGAGCCGGUCAAGAUUGAGGCCAUAUCUAUACCAGAAUUGCCACCCCCAGCUACUGUCGAAUUGAGCGUACCGGUUGCGGAACCCGCGCUCCUGUCUCCAAAUUCUCCCGAGCCAGCACCUGAUGCCAGUGGCCACAGGGGUGACACGCCUCCCCCACUGGAUAUUUUGUCCAAGGGAGAGAUGUUGCGACCGAGCAGACGAAAUAGGACGGCAGUCAGCUAUGCCGAGCCGAACCUGAGGGAUAAGAUGCGGCGGCCGACCAAGGAACUGUUCGACGCAGUUGCUGGAGAAGGCAAAUAUGCGCGACGGAGCAGCCAAGCUGAGCCCUUGGACAAGCUGAAGCGCGAGUCGGAUGUCAACGGGUCUGGUGCCAAGCUGCUGAGCGUGAACACCCAACCCGCCGAAGCUGAUGCUGGCAGGACGCCAGAAAGCCCUCUGGCCAACAAGACCUCGCCCCCUCAGGAGCUGCCGGCCUCUGUCGCCACGGAGAGGCGGCGUCGGCCGUCAUCAGCAACAGUCAAGGCGAUCGAAGUGCCCGAAGAGGCUGGCGCUGGCCCACCGGACAAGCCACGAGAAGCGGACACCAGCGCAGACACGAGCGGCUCCGGCGACACCGACAUCUAUGAGUUUACGAGUUCGUCGCCUCAAGUGGAGAAGGAGGACGACACUGUAGAGGCGAAACGAUCCAAUCGGCGGCAAACGACGUCUGCGCGCCGUGCGUCGUCGGCCACCGACGGCGAAAAGACUCGAGCCUCUUCAAGGCGAAGAAGCAUGAUGGUAUAAUGACUGAUGGAUCUUUGCCUGGGGAGUGGCAGGGAGUAUCAUAAUGAAGCAACGGGCGUUUACGGUAGAUUGUCUGCGAUGGCGGUCCGGGAUUUGCACAUGGUUUGGCGACGCACAUUGAGCUUCGGAUGAUAUUCGAGAUACCAAGCGACGGAGAUACUUUAUGUUUAUUUGACUCUUUUGUCCAUGUUUGACUUUUGGAUUUGGCGUACACGGGACACUGUCUCGCCUUUAAACAACGUGUGGCCCCAUGAUCUGCCCACUGGUGCAAGGAACGAACGCGCUUCACUGCGUUCAUCUGGGGAGCGAGACUAUUGCAGGAGCUCAAUAAAUGCG